This is a messenger RNA of Ilyonectria robusta, 1219 nucleotides long. RefSeq lists its product as uncharacterized. The record is from RefSeq and is a predicted model, not a curated record. The transcript has 2 exons. NCBI's taxonomy places the organism in Eukaryota, Fungi, Ascomycota, Sordariomycetes, Hypocreales, Nectriaceae. The coding region runs from base 378 to 1178 and encodes 266 amino acids.
ACCACCAGGAGACCAAUCCCACCGCGUCCACCCAUGGCGAACCACUCCAUUUAUUGUCUUACGAUAGGCCCUCCCCGCUCCUUAGUCGGCAUUCCCUUCCGUUAGGCUCAGGACUGCAAAUAUUAUGCUGGGGCAUAUCAGUCGACUCUAUAGAUAUGAGAGGCAAGCCGCCCCGGCCGAGAAAAAGAUCCUGUACGCGGAUAGAUGCCCAAAUCUUCGAGACAUGGCCCCACCUGGUGGCACACAGAGAGGUGCAUAGCGCCGGAUCUUGUUGGCUCACCUCCCUUUGAAUCCCCGUGGAGGGCCGUGUCGGUUGGCCUGACGGACGGCACGGCACGGGUGCUCACUCGGGGGCCGGAACGGGCAUUCGCAGAUUGAUGGAGAGGCCGUCAUCGGAAUGCGGCGGCCGGGAUACCGGCGUGGAUGCCACGGCGGCAGUAGUAUGUGCACAAUCUUCCCACGGGUACGGGAUGUCACGCAGAACUACCGGUAGGCAAGUCACCAAUUGGAAAAUAGCAUCGGCAUCGGUAUCCAACAGCGCCCGAUCAACGUUAUUCCAAUCCAACGUCCCGCUCCCCGGAGCAAGCCAACGCCGAUGCGUCGAGUUUGCGCCAGCCAGUGGGGACGGGCGGGAGCCAGCCCAAAACACGUUCCUCCUCCGGGACGCCGCCCGCCCCUCUUCCGGCCGAAAGAAGCAUGAUGCCGACAUUCUCAACGCCGGCCUUCUUUUGCAUCACCUCAAAGCUUUAACCACGCCAUCGGUUGCUCAUCCGCGUAUAGCCAGCCGCGCAGCCCUUCCUUCAUUGGCCUUCAUUUCCAGACACGUUAUUACAGUUGACGUGCACCCUGUCCCUCCCCAUCACGCUCCCUGCGCAGCGAUAUCGAACCCCUUGGUGAUCCAAUCCUUCCAACUCGCAAUUCUUCAUCACGGACGUCAACCGCCACGACUAUCAAAUUCCAUCAUUCUUGCCAGCAGCAGCAACGACAACAUCUCCGUCGACACCACAGUUCCUCGGGGGACUCAAACGAUCAUCCUACUCCCACCCCGUCUCACACCAGACCCCAUCCGCCUGGGCAUCAAUCGCAACACACCACCGGCCGUCCCCUCGUCCGCCGCGUGCGACUCCGAUCUCCGAAUCCUUCGAACCCACAUGCCCUUUCCACUGUCGCAUGGCUGAAUGGCGCCGGCGGUAGAUCGAGAGCGUGCCAAUGGCAGUUG